AUGCGGAAUAAAGAUGCCAAGACUCAAGGAGCGCUGCCUGCAAUAGAGCUCCGCGGGUUCACUGCGACCAUUGUUAAGGGAACGGCUCACAAGACAUCCAGCCAAGAUCGCGAGACAGAUCUUUCGCGAUACGAGCAGGGCCAAGCUCGGUUUCAGCGGCAGCCCGGCGAAUGGCUUCAUCUUACGGCAGCGGAGCGGACAUCGGCGUUGGAAGACUUCCAGAGGUUCGAGCCCAUUCAGUAUCUGCUAUUUCAGCGGAUCAUUCAGCAUCUUCCAGACGUCUUGAGCGGCCGUAGCCAUGCGCUGAGCCUCCUCAUGGAAGACGACCUGUGGUCAAAAUUAUACAGGGAGAGAUAUGUCAAAUCAGACGUCUUGUUGUUGCGAAACUGGUUUGAGCUCUACUGCCACAAGAUGCCGCAUGCCAACAUCAUCGAGGUUGGAGGAGGCUCGGCGGCCUCCAGUGUGUCGAUUCUGCGGAAGAUUGGCGGUCAAUCUGGCGAGACGCCAUGGUUCAGCCGCUACGUCUUCACGGAUAUCUCGACCGGCUGGUUUGAAGACGCGCAAAAGCUGCUCGAGCCUUGGCAGCAACAUGUGUCGUUCGAGAAGCUGGAGAUUGAUCAAGAUCCCACCACGCAGGGGUUCGUGAAGGGGUCGUUCGAUGUAGUGCUCGCGGUCAACGUCCUUCACACUACCGAGAAUAUAUCCCGAACGCUGAAAAACUGCCACUCGCUGCUGAAGCCGGGCGGGAAGCUUGUCCUCGGAGAAAUGAUGGACAAAGACGAGCCCACGGCCUUCAUAUGGGGCACGCUCCCGGGGUGGUGCUCGCCGAAGAUGGAAGACAAAACGGGCCGCUUCUGUCGGAAGAUGAAUGGGACCGCUCGCCGAGUGACCAUAUAUGACCGAACUCGGGAUGUUUCUCACGGUUUGAAGAUACGCCUGGAAGCCAGUGGCCUGUCUGUGGAACCAUGGGACAUUGAAGAGGCCGCCCGGCAAUGCCGGGGCAAGUGCACAAUCUGUCUGCUCGAGUUGGAUGACCCAUUCCUUGCUCAUAUGGACGGAAAAGGAUUUGAGCACGUGCAGAAGCUCAUCCUGAACAGUGCUGAGCUUCUCUGGGUCACCUUCGUUCCUGAGCCGCAGGCUGAAACGGCUCCAUUUAUGGGCCUUGUCUCUGGUCUUCUCCGAACUGCGCGUACAGAGAACCCCCAGCUCCGGCUACACGAGCUUCACCUUGUUGGCGGCAGCAACACAAGUCCAGACGCUUCAACGCUGGCAGACUUGAUAGUCCAGAAGCUUCGCGAGUACAGCCAAGAAUGUGGUGCGGCGGCAGGGGAGCCCGAAGUCAGGCAUCGUGACGGCCUUUUCCAGGUUAUGCGCUAUGCGCCAGAGCCACAGCAGAACGAGGAGCUUGCGCAGACAAGGUCGGGGCUGGUUUUACGUCCUCAACCACUGAUCCAGCCCGGUCGACCAAUGAGGCUCGCUAUGCAGACGGCCGGCGCGCUGGACUCUCUGCAUUUCGUUGUCGACGAAGAGGCUUCGAAGCCUCUUGGCGAGCAAGAAGUUGAAGUCGAGCAUCACUUCUGUGGCAUGAACUUCCGGGACAUCGUGGUGGCCAUGGGCCAUCUUCCGAUGACGGGAUUUGGUUGCGAAGCAUCCGGGGUUGUGACGAGCAUCGGCUCUCAGGUAACAUUGCUUCAACCGGGCGACCGCGUCAUGGGUGCUGCCAUGGAUUCGAUGAGGACGAAAUGCCGCGCUUCAGAGACGGCGUAUCACAUCAUUCCCGACGGCCUAUCCAUGGCAGACGCAGCCACCAUUCCCGUGGUUCACAUGACUGCGUACCGCUGCCUGGUGGACGUCGCGCGCCUGUCGAAGGGGGAGUCGGUUCUCGUCCAUGCUGCCGCGGGAGGACUCGGGCUGGCCUGUAUCCAGUUGGCAACAUACCUAGGAGCCAACAUCUACUGCACCGUCGGGAGGAAAGCCAAGAAGGAGCUCAUGCUGGAACUGGGUAUACCGGAGUCCAACAUCUUCAGCUCACGAGACCUGAGUUUCGCAGGCGGCAUCAUGCGCCAGACAAAGCAGCGCGGUGUCGAUGUCAUCGUCAACUCCCUCACCGGCGAGGCGCUCCGUCAAACAUGGGAGUGCAUAGCCCCCUUUGGACGCUUCCUCGAGGUAGGCAAGCGCGACGUAUACGAUAACACUGGACUGGAGAUGUCUCGCUUCUUGAAAAAUGUUCAGUUCAGCUGCGUCGACAUCGCACAGCUGGGUGCCGACGACCCGGUCUCCUACCAGCGGCUGCUCAGGCGGGUUGUCGAGCUGCUCAACGAGGGCCAUCUUCGGCCGAUCCGGCCACUGACAACAUUCGACAUGACAGACGUCGAGACGGCGUUCCGGAAAAUGCAGCAAGGGAAGCACAUGGGCAAGCAAGUGCUCGGCAUCACGUCCGAGUCUCGGGUCACGGCCCCGGCGGCCCGCACGGCAAGUCUCGUGCUGGACCCGGACGCAACCUAUCUCCUGGUUGGAGGAUUCGGCGGACUGGGCCGUGGUCUUGCUUUGCACAUAGCAGAGCAUGGAGCGAGGAAUUUGGUUCUCGUGUCACGGUCUGGGCCCACACGCCCCGAGGCGCAGGGUCUGCUGCGUCGGCUCGAGUCCAUGGCAGUCAAUGUCAAGCCAAUUUCCUGUGACAUUGGCGACCAAGAGUCGCUUGCGGCCAUGAUACAGUCCCUCACUGCCACCAUGCCGCCGUUGCGCGGCGUCAUCCAGGGGGCCAUGGCCUUGCACGACAAGUUGUUCUGCAACAUGACCUCUGAGGAAUGGAGCCAGUCCAUACGGCCAAAGGCCGCAGGAUCUUGGAACCUGCACAAGCUUCUACCUAAGCAUCUUGACUUCUUCCUCAUGCUAUCAUCCGUGUCGGGUGUCAUCGGCUCUGCCUCGCAGUCCAACUACGCGGCCGGUAACGCAUUCCAAGACGCCCUCGCUCACCAUCGCCGUUCGCUCGGCCUCAGGGCAAAUGCCCUCGAUCUGAGUGUUAUCCACGAAAUGGGCUAUGUGGAGGAGAACAGGCAGUCGUUCAAGCUAGGUCAUGCCUUGGACUAUACGGGCUUGGAUUCGAAACGACUCCUUGCGGUUAUUGACACUGUCUUGUCCCAGUCAUCGACACAGACUGUACCAGCUCAACUCGUGCUCGGCCUGGGCACCGGCGGCAUCGAGCGCACGUUUAAGAGCCAGGCCCCCGGCGAUGACUUUUGGUGGCUACGGUCCAGUCCCCAGUUGUCCUACCUGCUUCGCGUAGACGCGGCCGACUCCGACACUGCAACGGGCGCCACCAACAUGUCGAGCCACCAAGAGCGGCUCAGGAGUGCCAAGAGCACCGACGAGGCUGCCGAGCUGGUCCAAUCCAUGGUUGUCGCCAAACUAUCACGCAUCAUCAUGCGACCCGAGGCAGACAUCGACCGUGCCGCAACCAUGCAGCAGUAUGGUCUCGACAGUCUGGUCGCCUCGGAAUUGAGAAAUUGGCUCAACAAGGAGUUGGACUGCCAUGUCAGCAUCCUGGAGCUUUUGGACUCCCGGUCAAUAGCGGACUUGUGUGCCAAGAUUGUCCUUCGAUCCAGCGCCGUGGCUCAUGCUGGGGGAGGUAAGAUGCGGAUUUAA
Molecule: messenger RNA, 3645 nt
Organism: Hirsutella rhossiliensis
Lineage: Eukaryota; Fungi; Ascomycota; Sordariomycetes; Hypocreales; Ophiocordycipitaceae
Product: KR domain-containing protein
Exons: 9
Coding region: 1-3645 (1214 amino acids)
Biological process (GO): secondary metabolite biosynthetic process; fatty acid biosynthetic process
Molecular function (GO): phosphopantetheine binding; fatty acid synthase activity; oxidoreductase activity
Source: RefSeq, a predicted model, not a curated record